This is a messenger RNA of Lontra canadensis (Northern American river otter), 1792 nucleotides long. It is a transcript of the gene PLAAT5, whose product is annotated as phospholipase A and acyltransferase 5. The record is from RefSeq and is a predicted model, not a curated record. Gene Ontology annotation, cellular component: cytoplasm. Gene Ontology annotation, molecular function: A2-type glycerophospholipase activity; glycerophospholipid phospholipase A1 activity. Gene Ontology annotation, biological process: N-acylphosphatidylethanolamine metabolic process. The transcript has 7 exons. Lineage: Eukaryota; Metazoa; Chordata; Mammalia; Carnivora; Mustelidae. Bases 1 to 1158 code for a protein of 385 amino acids.
AUGGCUCUUGACCAUGCCCGCCUAAGGUGGCAUCACUGCGUUUGUCGCUCCUCCGUCCGCUUCUGCAGCCGCGUCGGAUGGCACCUCCGGCCUCCGUGCCCCCUGUUUGCGCGGCCUUCCACCCAACCCACGGCACCCCCUGUGACCUCCGCCGCCGCUUUCCUCGUCUUUCCUGGGCCUCUAAGCGCCCCCCGCAACCCCGAGCGCCCUCUCCGUUUCCCCCGCUGUGCGCACGGCGCCCGCGCGCCCCCGCCGUUUGCUGCGCGCCCCGGCUUCGCGGCCAGGGCCCCCCCCCCACGCCCUCCGCAGGUCCUCACCGCGCCGCGCCAGCGCCCUCCACCCCGCCGGCUCCGCCAGCCCGGCGCAGAGCCGACGGGGUCCCAGCCGGUGCGGAGCCGCAGCAGCGGGAUGGGCCUGGGCCCCGCCGCCCGCGGGGAGAGAAGGCGUCGCCUCUCUCGCUUCCCCCGGCCCCGCCCCGGCCCCGUCCCGCGAGCCGCAGAAGAAUCAUCUCAAGCGUUGGUCCAGCUCUCGCCCAAGGAGCCACAGCAGGGAACCUCAGAGCUGAGCAGAAGCAGCCAGGAGGGGGAGAAGCCCAUAGUUAACUUGGAGACCACACCCAAGGAGAAAAGAGCAGAGUUGGAUUCAGCCCCGAAGACUGAGAGCGCCGGGAAAUUGGCAAAGCAAGCCGCUGAGGGCAAACCAAGGCCCAGACCCGGAGACCUGAUUGAGAUUUUUCGAAUUGGCUAUGAACACUGGGCCAUCUACGUGGAAGACGACUGCGUGGUGCAUCUGGCUGCCCCGAGUGAGGAAUUCGAGGUGGGUAGCAUCACUUCCAUCUUCAGCAACCGCGCGGUGGUGAAGUACAGCCGUCUGGAGGACGUGCUGCACGGCUGCUCCUGGAAGAUCAACAACAAGCUGGAUGGGACGUACCUGCCUCUGCCCGUGGACCAGAUCCUCCAGCGCACGAAAAAGAUGAUCAACAAGAUUGUGCAGUACAGCCUGAUCGAAGGGAACUGUGAGCACUUUGUCAAUGACCUCAGAUACGGCGUGCCCCGGAGUCAGCAGGUGGAGCACGCACUGAUGGAAGGUGCGAAGGCUGCGGGAGCGGUCAUCUCAGCUGUCGUGGAGAGCAUCAGGCCCAAGCCCAUAACGGCCUGAAGGAGCUCGGAACUCCAAGCAGAGGAGGAACUGCUGUCAUCGGUAGGGACGACGUGCCUCCUUGCCUCCCCUUGCCUUCUCUUUCCAUAGCCCCACUCGAGAAAAUUGUGAACUUCUGGAAGAAUCUAGAAUGUAUCCAAAGACCCCUCCAGAAAUACAUCCAAUAUAUGUGAUCCUAGAUCCAUGGACUCUCGGGGUGAGAAGAAACUAAUAUUUAUUAUUAUGCUUCCGCCAGGCACCAGGCACCGUGCUAGGCAUUUCCUAGGCUUGUGUCAUCUCCCUCCCGGUGGGAAGGGUCUCGCUGGUUUCUCAGGCUGACUCUGGUCUGUGAUGUUUGAAUACCACCUACGCCAUCCUGGAGCCCUCUGCUUGAACAUUCCCAGGAACAGAGAGCUCUUUUUCAGAAGUUCUUGUUCUUGAACUAGAAUGUCUCCAGCUUGUCGCCCUCACGCGCAUCCAGCUCUUCCUGACCCGCAGCGCUGUGCGGGGGGAGGAGGGCUUGAAAGAAACUCAGCGGCUUGCUAUGCAGGGUCCCCUGUGCUUAAUCCAAAAUCAUACACCAGCCUUAUUCUCUGUUGCUGAACACCCCCUGCUUUAAAGUAUAAUCAACAUUUACUUUGCUUUUCUACCUUAG